Zingiber officinale is the source of this 1550-nucleotide messenger RNA. Its product is annotated as diphthine methyltransferase homolog. The transcript is spliced from 3 exons. Gene Ontology annotation, molecular function: protein binding. The coding region runs from base 188 to 1234 and encodes 348 amino acids. The record is from RefSeq and is a predicted model, not a curated record. Lineage: Eukaryota; Viridiplantae; Streptophyta; Magnoliopsida; Zingiberales; Zingiberaceae.
UGUGAUGCUCAGUUUAUACUUCGUAAGCCCUAAUACACAACCGUCUUCAGUCCUGCCAUCGGCCGCCUCCACAUUGCCGUCAAUUCCCUAACCUUUCUCACUUUCGCCACCUCGCCUCAUACCCGCCCCUUGCCCUGCCUGCGACGCGACGCGAGGCGACGUCCCUCUUCGAAGGUCAAUCGGGUUUAUGAUGGACAUCGGCAGUUGCUAUUUAGAUGGAAAUGCAGAUGUCGUGGAGUUCUGCCCGCAUGAUUCCUUCUACGAUAUAUUGGCUGCUGGCACGUACACACUACAAGAAGGAGCUCAGCCUCACCGUGCCGGAAGCACUUCGCUGUUUUCAACGCGCGAUGGUCUCAGCUUGCUCUGUCGCGUACCAACAAUUGGCGUCUUCGAUUUAAAAUGGAGUCCGAGGGGACAGAAUGCGCCUCCUUUGCUUACUCAAGCUGGUGCUGAUGGCGGCGUUGUUCUCUAUAAGUUAGAAUCUCAAUUGAAAGAAGAAGAUCAAGGUCCUUUUUUUCAGGCAAUAUGCUCAGAAAACAUAAGUUCUUCCAUGUGCUUAUGCAUGGACUGGCAUCCAUCAGCUUCAUCUAUUUCAUUAGGCCAUUCAGAUGGCUCGUUAUCCCUGGUUGCUGUAAAGGAUGACAAAGUCCAGGUAUCACAAUCAUGGCUAGGCCAUGAUUAUGAAGUUUGGGCGACUUCUUUUGAUGCCCAGCGGCCAAACUUGUUAUACAGUGGAUCAGAUGAUUGUUGUUUUAGCUGCUGGGAUUUGCGGGCUCCUACAGAUGAUGUAGUGUUUCGGAACGCCAAGGCACAUAGGAUGGGUGUGUGUUGCAUCAGUCAGGACCCAGCAAAUACCAACAUUCUGCUGACAGGAAGCUAUGAUGAAUUUCUCAGAGUUUGGGAUGUUAGAUCAACAUCCAGACCUGUUUGCGAGAAGUCCCUUUGCUUAGGAGGGGGUGUUUGGAGAAUCAAGCACCAUCCGUACAAGUCGAACCUUGUAUUGACAGCAUGUAUGCACAAUGGUUUUGCAAUUGUUAGGAUAGAAGACGGUGACAUUCAAGUUGUUGAGACUUAUCACAAGCAUGAAUCUUUAGCGUAUGGAGCAGAUUGGCAGAGGGGAGAAAUGAGUGCCCAAGGUAUGCAGAGGCAAGGAUUGUUGGUUUCUACUUGCUCAUUUUAUGAUCGACUUCUUCGUAUAUGGCAACCAGAAGUUCUACAAUUAAGUGCUUUCUGAUGCUGAUAUAGCUUGGUUUUCAAGCUUUAGCUUAUGAUUCCAAUUGUAUAUGUUCACUGAACUUAUGUCGGCUUGUAUCAUAAGACUUGAGUUUCAGUUUUUUUAUCUUUCUUUUUCUUGCUGAAGAAAGAAGGAUUUGAUGCUGAUAGUCAACACUUGGUUUGCAACUCUAUUAUUGUUUCCUUUGAUUUUGUAUUACUUUUUAAGCUAAAUACAAUAAAGUGAGUGUAAUCUAGAUGUCUGGACUUCGUCCAAAUAAUUCUAGAGGUAGAUGGUCUUCUUCUUGGUUCUUCUACCAGGUAAAUUUAAAGCACAA